AUGCCGUCGCGACGCCCCCAUACAAAAUCGCGGACUGGAUGUAAUAGAUGCAAAGAAAAACGCAUCAAAUGCGACGAGGCCCAACCAGUCUGUAGCGCCUGUGCCAGGUACAACGUGCCUUGUGUUCCGAAGCCGCGACCUUCCAGGGCCAAACCUGCCAGGGCAGCACAGUCGUCUAGCAGCCAGCCAUUAAUAUCGCCUGCACCGCCUAUACCGACACCAGAGUCCAGGUCUACGAUCACAAUCUGGGAAUUCGGUCUGCUCCAUCACUGGAUCCUCCACGUAGCGGACUCGUUCAACGUCAGCCCCGGGUUCUGCGAUGCCUGGCGCAACCAUGCCAUUAAAGACGCCGUCCAGCACGACUUCUUCCUGCACAUGAUCCUGAUGCUGUCCUGCCUGCAUCUAGCCCUAACCAAGUCGCCGUCAUUCACUGAAUCCCACCGCGCCUUUAUUCUAGAAGGCUGCUCGGUCGCAACGACGCGCUUCCGCAUCGAAGCAGGGAAUAUCAGUGACUCAAACUGCCAGGCUGUCCAAGCCUUCCCUUUCCUCCUCUCCAUCUACGCACUCGCGCUGGGGCAACUAGAUCGUGAGGAUAAAAGCGAAGAGGCGGUCCUGGAUGAGAUGAUCCAUAUCUUGAUCCUCAUCAAAGGCAACUCUCUCAUCCGCGACACGACCAAUCCCUGGAUGCAACUGCGCGGACUCGAUGCCUGGAUGGACGAAAAAGACAUCCUCCUCCACGACCCGACUGAGCUACAAUACGAUCUUGAUCUCUCGCGCGCACUCGGCGAUUUACAGCCAUGGAUAGACUCCUCCGAUGACGAGCCGACCGUUAAAGGAAGCAAUACGAAGGCCGUUGAGCUGUUCAAGGGCGCCCUUGACUUCCAUCUCAAAUUGAAUAUCCGGCCGCUUGCAUGGCCGAAUGUCAUUCAGAAUGAUUAUCUGGAUUUGCUCAGACAGCGGAACCCCAUGGCGAUGGUUAUCCUGGCCCACUACGCUGUGAUCCUGGGGCAGUGCAGCUCGCAGUGGUGGUGUUCUAACUGGGGAGUGCAGCUGGUGUCUGUUAUUGCAUCCAUCCUGCCGCAGAAGUACGCAGAGGCCAUUGCCUAUCCGCUUCGUAUGUUGAAUUUAAAUCCUGCGGAUACGACGCGAUGA
Molecule: messenger RNA, 1152 nt
Organism: Aspergillus puulaauensis
Lineage: Eukaryota; Fungi; Ascomycota; Eurotiomycetes; Eurotiales; Aspergillaceae
Product: Zn(II)2Cys6 transcription factor
Exons: 1
Coding region: 1-1152 (383 amino acids)
Biological process (GO): regulation of transcription by RNA polymerase II
Molecular function (GO): zinc ion binding; DNA-binding transcription activator activity, RNA polymerase II-specific
Source: RefSeq, a predicted model, not a curated record